CCCUAAUAACAUAAAGAGUGUAAUAUAAAAACGCAACAGAGGAAUAUUUACAUAAACAUAUGAAUCCAUCUGGAAUUUCUAAAAUCCAAUAAUCCAUCACAGAAUUUCCAUUUCCAUUUCAAUUGUAUACUACAAAUGUACAAACACCAAUUAACCAAGGAUCGUAUGUUCUAGAAAUCAUCAGCUUAGGGUUUCAUAAUUGAAUUAUUUUGAUUAGUGUUUAAAAGUGGUUUAGCGCACUGGGGUAUAAUUGUAAUUAUUGCGCCGAUUGGAUUCGGUUUAUAUUCCGAAUGGAAAUUGAUUCUUCGCCUUCACCGGAGCUGAUUAUGCCUUCACCCCAUGAAAUUAUUCUUCAGAGGCUUGAGAAUCUUGGAGUUCCUGCCGAAAAUUUGGAGCACCGACAACCUGGUUUAAUUAUUUAUGUGAAGAAUAAUAAGUCUCAAAUUGGAGAUCUUGUCUCUGCUCUUUUGCCUAGUAAUGAAGAAGCAAUGGACGGUAUUAUGGACCGGCAGAUGGAUUCUCCAAAAUCCACAGGCAGCUCAGCCAUUAAAGAUUUAUUCCAAGAAAGUAUGACAUGGUUAGAGUGGUUGAUGUUUGAAGGGGAACCAAGAAGAGCACUAGAUUACCUAGCUAACAUUGGUCAGCGUGGUGUUUGUGGGGCUGUUUGGGGGAACAAUGAUAUAGCGUACCGUUGCCGUACAUGUGAGCAUGAUCCAACAUGUGCAAUAUGUGUUCCAUGUUUCCUGAAUGGAAACCACAAGGACCAUGAUUACUCAAUCAUAUAUACAGGUGGUGGCUGCUGUGAUUGUGGAGAUGUAACUGCAUGGAAAUGUGAGGGGUUCUGUUCCAAGCAUAAAGGUGUGGAGCAGGUACAACCUCUUCCGGAAGAGUUCGCUAAUUCGAUGGGUCCUGUUCUUGAUUCCUUGCUAUCUUGUUGGAGAAAAGGGCUCCUAUUUGCGGAAAGCAUCUCUGAACAAAGUCCAAGACAAAAUAGUCAUGCAACGGAGUAUAAAAGUAUCACAGAUGAGUUGACAUCAGCAGUGGUGGAGAUGCUCUUGGGUUUCUGCAAGGAUAGUGAAAGUUUGCUUAUUUUUAUCUCUAGGAGGGUAUUCUCUUCAGAAGAUUUAUUAGAUGUUCUGGUGAGGGCAGAGAAGUUCUUGAUCAAUGGUGAUAUUGUCAGGAAGCUCCAUGAAUUGCUCUUGAAAAUGUUGGGUGAACCUCAAUUCAAACAUGAGUUUGCUAAAGUAUUUCUGAGCUAUUACCCAACUGUUGUGAAUGAAGCAGUAAAGGAAAAUAAUGAUACAGUCUUCAAAAAAUAUCCACUUCUCUCGACAUUCUCUGUGCAGAUAUUUACUGUGCGUACUUUGACCCAACGUCUUGUGAAGGAGAUGAAUCUUUUGGCCAUGCUGCUGGACUGUUUAGGGGACAUAUUUAUAUCUUGUGCAGGAGAAAAUGGUAGAUUGAAGGUCAUUAAAUGGGGAAAUUUGUAUGAAACUACUCUUCGUGUGGUUGAAGACAUACGAUUUGUCAUGAGUCAUUCUGCUGUACCCAGAUAUGUGACUCGUGAUCGGCGAGAUAUACUUAGGACGUGGAUGAAACUGUUGACUUUUGUACAAGGAAUGAACCCUCAAAAGAGAGAAACUGGCAUCCAUGUAGAAGAUGAGAGUGAAAAUAUACAUUUGCCUUUUGUUUUGGGUCAUACAAUUACAAAUAUUCAUUCUCUAUUGGUGGGUGGUGCAUUCUCUAUUAGUAGCACUGAAGAUGCUGAUGAUGCUUUGUUCAACACGCAUAUACAAGACUUUGAAGACCAAGAUAGCCAAAGACAUGCAAAAGAUGGAAAGCUAUCACAGGAAAGUUCUGUUAGUAGUGUGACCGGAAGGAGUCCACCAGAACAUGCAUCCAGGACUCCUGAAUCAAAAUCUGAUAGUUCUCCGGUACCGUCAUCUGUUCUAUGGUUGACCUUUGAGUGCUUGAAGGCCAUUGAGAAUUGUUUGGGAGUGGAUAACACGUCAGGACCUCUCCUUCACAUCUUAUCUCCGAAAACAAGCUCUAGUUCUGGAAAUAAUUUCUUUGCGCUGAAAAAAACACUUUCAAAGUUUAGUAGGGGCAGGCAAAUCAUUAGAUCUCAUAGUCUCUCAGAUAGCAAUAGACUCUCAAGUUCAACUGAAGGUUGCAAUAAGCUAAACUCUUAUUCGUCACUGGAUGUCGGUGUUACCUUGAGUUCUGGACAAAAUUUGGCCCAAGAAACUGCAAGCUUAGGUGGUAGUGACAACAGUAUGCUUCAAGGAGAUUAUGCCCUAGAGUUGGAAGCUCUCCGGGUGUUGAGUUUGUCUGAUUGGCCUGAUAUAGCAUAUAAAGUUAGUUCGCAGGAUAUAUCAGUUCAUAUUCCACUGCAUCGAUUACUUUCAAUGGUUUUACACAGAGCACUCACACAAUGUUAUGGUGAAACUGCCCUAGGUGGUAGUUGUUCCAAUCCGUCAUCUGCUAUCUAUCAUGACUUUUUUGGCCAUAUAUUGGGAGGCUGCCACCCACUUGGUUUUUCUGCCUUCAUUAUGGAACAUGCUCUCCGAAUUAAGGUGUUCUGUGCACAGGUGCAUGCUGGAAUGUGGCGUAGGAAUGGUGAUGCUGCUAUAUUAUCUUGGGAGUGGUCUCGCUCUGUUCGUUGGUCUGAGCAGGGUCUAGAGCUUGAUCUAUUUCUGCUCCAGUGUUGUGCUGCACUAGGCCCUGCUGAUCAAUAUGUUACUAGGAUUUUAGAACGUUUUGAGCUCUCAGAUUACCUAUCAUUGAAUCUCGAACGCUCUAAUGAGUAUGAGCCGACUAUAGUUCAGGAGAUGCUUACUCUGAUCAUACAAAUAGUGAAAGAACGACGGUUUUCUGGGCUGUCCCGCAUUGAGUGUUUGCAACGGGAAUUCAUAUAUAAACUAUCAACUGGUGAUUUCACUCGUAGCCAGUUGGUGAAGUCUCUGCCCCGUGAUUUGUCGAAGAUCGAUAAACUUCAGGAAGUUUUAGAUAGGAUAGCAGUGUAUUCCAAUCCCUCUGGCAUGAAUCAGGGUAUGUAUAAACUGCGGGCGCCCUAUUGGAAGGAGCUAGAUUUAUACCAUCCUCGUUGGAACUCAAAAGAGUUGCAAGUUGCUGAAGAUAGAUAUAUGCGGUUCUGUAAUGAAUCGGCAUUGACCAGUCAACUUCCAAAAUGGACCAAGAUUUAUCCACCUCUUGGUGGAAUAGCUAAAAUUGCUACUUGCAGGACAGUACUCCAAAUAGUUCGUGCUACUGUAUUUUAUGCUGUUUUCUCUGAUAAACCAAACGCUUCACGCGCUCCAGAUGGUGUACUAUUAACCGCAUUGCAUUUGUUGUCUCUUGCAUUAGAUAUUUGUUAUAUGCAUCGGGGAACUGGUGAUUGUAAUUGCUACAGGGAUGAUAUUAUUCCAAUUUUAGCACUAGCUAGUGAGGAAUUGUCAUUGAGUAAAUAUGGUGAUCAGAGCUUGUUGUCUCUUCUAGUUUUGUUGAUGAGAAAAUAUAGGAAAGAAAACGACUUUGUGGAAGCUGGAAUUUUCAACCUCUCCUCUUUGAUUGGAAGUCUUCUGAAAAAAUUUGCUGAACUUCAAUCUGAAUGCAAGAUAAAAAUGCAAGACCUUGCACCUGAGAUGGUCAAUCAAGUAUCGCAAUCUGUUUUGACUGGUGAUACUAACAGCUUGGAAUCAGUUUCAGACAGUGAUAAGCGCAAGGCUAAAGCUCGAGAGAGGCAAGCUGCUAUAAUGGAGAAGAUGAGGGCGCAACAGUCCAAGUUUUUAAAGAGCGUUGAUUCCUCUGCAGAAGCUGGUCCGGAUGAUUCUAAACUUGGUAAAGAAAGAAGCGACUCAGAUGGUAGACGUAAUUAUGAAGAGGAUACUCAAGUAAUUUGCUCUCUUUGCCAUGAUCAAAAUUCUAAAAGUCCUCUAUCAUACCUGAUUCUUCUUCAGAAAUCCAGGCUUUUGACUUUCACCAAUAGAGGGCCUCCUUCAUGGAAAAAAACUCAAAAUUCUGGGAAAGAACCGGAAUCAUGUGCUAAAAGAAUGACCAAUAUCUCAUCUCAAAGGGGCAUUUUAUCAAGCAGUGAAGAAGUGAUUUCAUUUCCUUGGUUGACACAAUCGAUUCAAAAUGCAAUAAACAAGUUUGCUCUGGAAGGGCAACCUAAGGAAGUAGGAGCAUUUUGUGAAUAUAUCAGGGCAAGAUUCCCAGCAUUGAAGAUUCAACUGCCUUGCACAUCAAACAAUGUUGACAAAAAGGCAGGUUCUUCUCUUGAGAUGCUAGAAGAACAAAUGUACUCGUCGAUUCAGGAAAGAAUGGAUGCCAAUUUGUCGCACUGGGAUUUUUCAAGAAAUGGUAAGAAACUUUCUGCACGGGCAGAUGGUGGGAGUAUUGAGUCACGUUUACUUGGGAAGUACAUUUCUGCUCUUGCAGGAGAAAAUCUUGAUAGUCCUUCUGCAUCUGAAAGUGCACACAAGACACAAUUAGAGUCCAGAAUGCCGCUUACAGCGUAUGAAGGAUUUGGUCCCUCAGAUUGUGACGGAAUUUAUCUUUCAUCGUGUGGACACGCUGUGCAUCAGGGAUGUCUUGACCGCUAUUUAUCGUCUCUAAAGGAAAGAUAUACCAGAAGAAUUGUUUUCGAAGGAGGUCAUAUUGUAGAUCCAGAUCAGGGGGAGUUCCUCUGUCCCGUAUGCCGUGGACUUGCCAACUCGGUCCUGCCAGCAUUACCUGCAGAUUUUGGAGGGUUCACAUCCCUUCAUUUAACUUCCAGUGCAUCAGAUGCUGUUGGCCCUUCACCCUCGUCAAGUGGAGUGGGAGAUGCACUUUAUUUUCAAAAAGCUUUAUUUCUCCUACAAAGUGCUGCUGAUGUUGCUGGAAGUAGAGAGAUUUUCCAAAGACUUCCAUUUCGGCAGUUUGGGCAGAUGAGAGUAAACCUUGAAUCUGUGUAUCGCGUAUUGUGUGGAAAGUACUUUCCAGAUAAUGAUAAGAUUUCAGUAUCUGGUAGACUUGGGCACUCUCUGAUUCUGUAUGACACUCUUAAGUACACACUUGUAUCAACUGAAAUUGCUACUCGAUCUGGAAAGACAUCAUUAGCUCCAAACUACAGUCUUGGUGCCUUGUACAAAGAACUCCAAUCUUCAAAUGGUUUUAUACUGGCUUUGUUACUAAGUAUUGUACAAAGCACACGAACAAAGAACUCGCUUACUGUCCUCUUGAGAUUGAGAGGCAUUCAGCUGUUUGCAGAGUCUAUAUGCACUGGCACUUCUGCAGAUGAAAUUUCAGAUCCAUCUGCUGGAGGUAAUAUGCAAGACAUCUUAGAAUGCGCUGAAACAGAAGAUCAAUAUCCUGAUGUUCAGUUCUGGAGAUGGUCCGCUGAUCCAGUUCUUGCACAUGAUGCUUUUUCUUCUUUAAUGUGGAUAAUAUAUUGCCUUCCAUGUCCAUUGUUGUCAUGUGAAGAUGCCUUCUUGUCUCUUGUUCAUCUUUUCUAUGCAGUCGCAGUCACUCAGGCUAUAAUAACCUAUUGCAGAAAGCGGAAAUGCAGUUUGCUUGAGUUAGGAUGCAACGAUUCUCUAGUUACUGACAUCUAUAAAGUAAUGGGAGAACAUGGAGUUGCUCACCAAUAUUUUGAUUCUAAUUUUAUAGAAACUACUUAUGACAUCAAAGAUGCAAUCCGAAGUCUGACCUUUCCGUACUUAAGAAGAUGUGCAUUGUUGUGGAAAUUGAUUCAUUCUUCUAGAGUGAUGCCAUUUAACGAUGGAACUAACAUAUUAGAUGGAUCAGCAUAUUCAACUGAUGAACUGAUGGACUGUGGCGAAAACAAUGCAGCUGAGCUUAUUGAGAUUGAAAAGCUGGAGAAGAUAUUAAAGAUUCCCUCACUUGAUAAUGUUUUUAGUGAUGCCACAAUUCGUUUGAUGGUUCAAAAAUGGCUAAAUCAUUUCUACAAGCAGUUUGAAACUCGUGGUCUAAAGGGUGUUUUGUAUUCCAAUCCUGCCGCCCCAUUUAAAAUGAUGCUUUUGCCUCAUCUUUAUCAGGACCUCUUGCUGAGGUAUAUUAAACAGAAUUGCCCAGACUGUGGAGCUGUUCAGAAGGAUCCUGCAUUAUGCUUGUUAUGUGGUAAAUUGUGCUCAGCAAGUUGGAAGACAUGUUGCAGGGAAAGUGGGUGCCAAACUCAUGCAAUGGCCUGUAGUGCUGUUACUGGGGUGUUCUUGUUGAUCAGAAAAACCACUAUAUUGCUCCAAAGAUCUGCUCGUCAGGCACCGUGGCCUUCACCUUAUUUGGACGCAUUCGGAGAAGAGGAUAUUGACAUGCGUAGAGGAAAGCCAUUAUAUCUAAAUGAGGAGCGUUACGCUGCCUUAACUCAUAUGGUUGGGCACAGCCUAACCCCCACCAGCAAGGUGGAUCUCUCGACUGAAAAAAAAAAAAAAAAAAUGGUUUGAUGGGAAAGCAAGCUUAGGUGGUGGCUUCUCAUGGGUUAGAUCGAAGUUCAAAGGUGCUUCUUCAGACAACUAUUGGCGCAUUCUUCAUGCUAUAGCUUGGUAUUUUGUGAUGGUGUUAUAUCUGACUCGAAUAUGUUAAAGAUGAUAACAAUUGUGUUGUUGCCCCUGGUUCGUGCUGUUCAUGUACAGAUUAUUGAGACGAUUAGGAUUUGCCCACCAAAAUGGAAUGCCUGUAUUCCAUGAAAGUGACUCAGUGGUGAAGGUGGAGCGGCUGGUUGUUGGCACCUCGUUGUACAGAAAAUGUGAAUAAAUAUGGUGCUUCAUGUGUAAUAUGAUAAUUGCAAAUGUCGCCUUCAAGUGUAUAUCAGUGUCUAAAUUGGUAUGGAAUGUCAUUUUGCACAACAAUAUGGUCUUCCCCUUUGGCUUCCCCUCUGUUCUGAUGUCUAUGAUGAUGGAAGUGUCGUCAAGCAGUAGGUGAAUUGUGUAUAUAAAGUCCUAAAUAACAAUAUACAACACCAUGCUCUAAACGAGCGAUACUAGUAAAAUACCCUUCCUCAUUUUUUUGUUA
Messenger RNA from Lycium ferocissimum, 7011 nucleotides. Its product is annotated as E3 ubiquitin-protein ligase PRT6. Bases 291 to 6443 code for a protein of 2050 amino acids. Gene Ontology annotation, biological process: ubiquitin-dependent protein catabolic process via the N-end rule pathway; protein ubiquitination. Gene Ontology annotation, molecular function: zinc ion binding; ubiquitin protein ligase activity. The record is from RefSeq and is a predicted model, not a curated record. Gene Ontology annotation, cellular component: cytoplasm; ubiquitin ligase complex. NCBI's taxonomy places the organism in Eukaryota, Viridiplantae, Streptophyta, Magnoliopsida, Solanales, Solanaceae. The transcript has 20 exons.